This is a messenger RNA of Corythoichthys intestinalis (scribbled pipefish), 4585 nucleotides long. It is a transcript of the gene srpx2, whose product is annotated as sushi-repeat containing protein X-linked 2. Gene Ontology annotation, molecular function: signaling receptor binding. Gene Ontology annotation, biological process: positive regulation of synapse assembly; positive regulation of cell migration involved in sprouting angiogenesis; cell-cell adhesion. The transcript has 10 exons. The record is from RefSeq and is a predicted model, not a curated record. The coding region runs from base 412 to 1749 and encodes 445 amino acids. Lineage: Eukaryota; Metazoa; Chordata; Actinopteri; Syngnathiformes; Syngnathidae.
UUUACGUGAUGGGCAGUCAAAUCGUUGCUCGACUAAACAUGUAGCAAAUAACUGCGAAAAAUCAUUUACAUAAACUCACUAAAUAAUGCAUCUAUUAUGACUUUUUAACGCAUGUUUGAUUGACGAGAGACAAGAGACAAGCGCGCCCCCCAGUGGAAUUUCUACACACCGCUAAAGUAAGGAGGAAUUCGGGGAGUUCAGCUUCUGAGUCAAGAACAAAAAAAAAAAGAAGCUCCUGUUUCCCACCGAGGACAACCGAUUUGGCUUUUUAAAAAUACAUUUUAGUGUGAAUUCUCAAGGUUUUGGGGAGCGUGACAUUGUUGGGAGUCGGACUUGGAACCCCGUCGAUAAGCUGCGCACAUUUUUUCCCUCCCGGCGGUGUCAUCCUUUUUCCCGAACAGAAGUUUGACAAUGACCCCGGUGCUCUUUUUGUUCUUGUUAUAUCUUUCAGCUGUGUGUGGGACUACAGAGGAUGUUGCAGAGGACGAAGACGCGCUUCACCUAGAAUACACACAACUUCACUGGUGCCACACUCCACGCCUCGCCAAUGGCGAACUGACCUGCCACUCCCCCCGAAGCCGAACAUACCGGACCACCCAGGGGACGCGUUGCAACAUGGUGUGCGACAGGGGCUACCGCCUGAUAGGCCAGAGUUCCAUCCAGUGUCUCGCCAACCGCCGUUGGUCUGGGACUGCGAUGUGCCGCAAGAUGAGAUGCGGUGUGUUGGCCCUAAUCCUGCACGGCAGAUACACGUGCACUCAAGGGUUCGUGGUGGACUCCAGGUGCGACUUCACCUGCGCCCCCGGCUACCGAAUUGAGGGCGAGCACAGCCGCACGUGUCUGCACGGGGGUGCGUGGAGUGGAUCGCAGCCUAUCUGCUCAGAUACAGAACCUCCGAAAAUCAGGUGUCCGCUAUCGAGAAUCAAAAUAGCAGAACCUGGAAAACUGACCGCCAGAGUGAGUUGGGAUGCACCAGUUGCCACGGACACAGCUGAUAAAGUACUCGACGUGAUCCUAGUGGGCCAGGAGCCCGGCACUGACUUCAAGGAGGGAGUCAAUAUUGUUCGUUACAAAGUGUACGAUCAAGCGAGGAACAGAGCCGCCUGCAAGUUUAUCGUCCGGGUUGAAGUGUGGAGAUGCCCCGCCCUGUCUCCCCCAUUACACGGGUCCCUCACCUGCUCCUCCGACAUCACCAACUACGGCGCUGUGUGCGAGUACGCCUGCGACGGCGGGUACGAGCGCAGGGGCGUUGCCAGCCGGGUUUGCCAGUUCGAUCGCAACUGGAGCGACGGGCCCGCGGAGUGCGUCGCCAUGGAGAUCGAAGCAAACGUGCAAACGGCAUCGGCUCUGCUACGUCAGUUUUUCCAGAAGCGGCGACUCCUCAUUUUGUCCGCGCCCGACAUCGCCGACCCAGAGUACCAGCUGCAGAACAUCAUGAUACAAAAAGCAGACUGCGGAUUAGAGCUGCGCCACGUGACGCUCAUAGAGUUGCUGGGCUCUCCGCCGCAAGAGACCGGACGUAUUAAGGAGAACAACUUGACCUCAGUAGUUGUCGACGAGUUGAGGUUAACAUUCCGAAUCUCCAGGCAGUAUUUCAGCAUGGUGCUAGUGGACAAAAUGGGUCUGGAUCGGGAGCGUUUCAUCAACCCGAUCGCGUCGGAGGAGCUCUUCUCCUACAUCGACAGCUUUGUGCUGGACGAAGAGGAGCGGGAGAAGCUGGAGCUCCAUAGGGACUUCUGUGAUUCAUAAAAGCAGGGGAAAAAGGUCAAAAUACACCCUACCAACAAUUGGUUGAUCAGCAGCUAAUGAGUUAAGGAAAAUAGUAAAAAUACUCCUUUACAAUCAAGAGUAGCGCAAAAUCCGAGAGUAAAUUUCUGGUGGUAUCUGAUUCUUUUGCAAUUCAAUAUCUUAUCCGUAUACCGUAAUUUUCGGACUAUAAGGCGCGACAUGAAAACGGCAUGUGUUUAUAGAUAGGCUACACUAUACGAUAAGCCGCAGCUGUCCUCACAGUAUUAUGGGAUAUUUACACCAAAAGAUAUUAACCGGUAACACUUUGACAGCGGCAUCAUAAGACUGUCAGAAGAUCAUAUGAACCACCAUGAAGCUUUGAACCAAUAAGCUGGAUAGCUUCAUUUGGCCAUCACUGCUCCCUUGGGGGAAACAACCUCUGCUGCCACCUGCCGUCAACAGUUGUCAUCCAACAUGCCUCCUAGCAUGCACUGCGGCGCUACAGAUGUAAAUAACAAUCAAAAUUCAUAGGGUUGUUCCAAUCAUGUUUUUUUGCUCCCGAUCCGAUCCCGAUCGUUUUAGUUUGAGUAUCUGCCGAUCCCGAUAUUUCCCGAUCGCUUUUUUUUUUUUUUGCUCCCAAUUCCAAUCAUUCCCGAUAAUUUUUCCCGAUCAUGUACAUUUUGGCAAUGCAUUAAGAAAAAAAUGAAUAAAACUCGGACUAAUAUAUACAUUUAACAUACAGUACAUAAGUACCGUAUUUGUUUAUUAUGACAAUAAAUCCUCAAGAUGGCAUUUACAUUAUUAACAUUCUUUCUGUGAGAGGGAUCCACGGAUAGAAAGACUUGUGACUUUGUAUAUUGUGACUAAAUAUUGCAAUCUAGUGUAUUUGUUGAGCUUUCAGUAAAUGAUACUGUAGCCAUGCCCAAAUGCAUAAUGGGAAGUGCAACCAUGACUGUGCGUAGUGGUACCAAUUGAUAUAUCUUCUCUGCGUUGGGAAAUAACAUAGGGUGUUAAAAGAUCAACUACUACCUUUCUUCCCCACAUUGCUUCCCACUAUAUUUCUAAUUGUUGAUAGAGGGAUUGUAAGGCUUUAGCCAACUAAAAAAAGGCUUCAAAGGCUGCCAAAAUUGUCUGUACUCAUUAUUCGUUGCCUUUUAGCUCUACGUUUACUUAAAACGGUGCCAUUAUAGAUUGAACGCGACAAUGCGUGAGUGGGUAGUGCAGCGCAUGCGUUAAUUGCGUUAAAUAUUUUAAUGUUAUUACCGCUGUUAAUGUGUCCAGCCUUGGUGUCCAGCUUGAAAUGCCCUACACUUUAGACAUUUUCUGCUUUUUCUUGGUGCCUUUCUGUUCACUUUCGUUGUUGCCUCUAUAUUCAUGCAUGGUUAAUCCAAUACAUCCGCCGCCUCGGUCUUCUUCCUGAAUGCACAUGACGACAACGCGUUAUGCCGCAUUAAAAGUAGGCUGGGCAAAACGUCAUUUUUAGCCUGUAAAAAGAAAAAUCAACCUAUAGGCUGCAGGGGUCAAGCAGCGGGGAAAAAGUCAUACGCUGAAAUUAAGUUAGAAUUGCUCCCGUUAUUGCUUUAGGUCCCUUCUGUGUACUUUCAACAUGUGAAAGUUUUACAACUGUUUCAUCAUUUAAAGAUAGAUUUAAGUUUUGCCGAUUUAGGAAUAUUUUAGAUAAAAAGUUACUUAGGUUCGCUAGGAAGAUUCUCUACAAGAGCCUUCUUGAGAAGUCUACUGCUUCAAGAUGGCGGCUGUUUACUAAUGCUGGCGAGUCAUGUAAUUUCGCAUCUAGUUCUCUAUACAAUGUGCCAAUGCCGCCAAGUGUCAUUUCGCAUCUAGUUCUAUAUACAUGUGAUAUCUCCUGUAGCAUCAUGUGGGCGUAGUUUGUAGGCUAUCGGCUACAGUCAGGUAUUAUUGGAGCCACCUAGAAUCAGGUUUGCAAUGGUGUCACCACUCCCGCUCUGCUCUCUCCGCGAGUCCGUGUCUCUCACUUUUCUCGCGUCAUUCAACUAACGAAGUAACGGUAACGGUGUUGCAAAGAUGAGAAAAUUAAAGAUUACUCACUACUGAAAAAAAUAACACCGUUAGUAACGCCGUUAUACUCCAGCGCCGUUAUUAACAACACUGUUGAUCACAAUGCAGAUACUGAGUCAAUAUUUAUUGAUUAACAUGUUGGAGGCAACCAUGAAAGUUAAAAAUCUCUCCUCAAAACCUUGUACAAACAUUCGAUAUCAUACUGGUAACGAACAAAUAUAAAAUUCCUUUUUGCAUCUAAUAAAUUGCAUGACACCGUGAAGACUUUGUAUGACUGUGCUUUAAAAUGUGAGCAUCCCUAAAAAUGUCACGUCUACUCAUAGCCAAUCGUCAGUCUGUCGCUAGAAAAGCUUCUGUCCUUAAAAUAAAAAUGAUCCAGAGUCCUCAUUUGUCCUUCUUCUUCCUCAUGGUGGUACGCAAUGGAAGACUGCCCUCUGCCCAAGAGUCUGGGUACUGCAUCAUUUUCUGCCACAGGCUGACUUCUUCACCCACUGAAUCCAUACCCACAUUGUUGUUUCCUAUUUUGACACUGCCUGAAAGGUAAAAAAAAAAAAAAAAAAAAAAGUAGCGGGUAAGUAGAAUUCUUAUGAAAAAAAGCACACAAAAUAAACUACUUGAUUCAGAACCGAAACAUUUAAAUCCAGUUUGUCAUGCAAAAUAGUUGAUGUUGAAGGAGAUUGUACCUUUUCUCUUAGGCACCGUCUGUUCUCAUUAUUCUAACACACUUAAUAUAAUCAAUCAGGGAAUAAUAUCUUUCCUCAUGUUUACCGAUCGACUGUUUGUAUUACUCUAACACACUCAAUAUAAAAUAAAUUAUACC